AAACCGAGGUAUCUGGAUCCAUCUCCGCAUUUUGAAAUCCUCUACUUUCUUUUUGAUAGUUUAAAAAAGUUAAAAACGAAAUUGAAGUUGAUAUCACUAGAAACGUCUUGUUUUCUUCUUUUCAUCUCUCGAUUCUCGACCUCUAUUUAUUAUUAUUCGAACUUAUAGUAGUAUACAAGUAGAAUUUAAUUCAUUGUUUUGUUUUCAAUUACUAACUAAGAUGACGAUACAAAACCCGGAGAUCAUUUUAUAUCAUUACAGAUCCUCGCCAUUUGCUAAGAGGUGUGUUCACUGUUCAUAUUUCUGCUUUGACGGCCUUGGGAACUUGUGUUAAUAUUCGAAUAGAAUUGUAUGGUAUUUGAACCUUCGUGGAAUUCCAUAUGCAGAAUGUGUAAGUCUUCCAUCGUGUAUCUACUCAAGUCAUGAGAAUCAUUAGAGGAAUGACGUUAAUACUCGAUAAUAGCUUCAAGGCAUGAUCAUGCCCAGGCCUGAUAUUGAAGCUUUAGGUACCAAGUAUCGUCGUAUACCUAUCGUCGUCAUUGGUCGUAACAUAUACAAUGAUACACGAUUGAUUCUUAAAAAGCUUGAGAAGCUCUAUCCCGAUCAUCCCCAAAUAUCAGCGUCGUCAACUUCUUCACCCGAUCAAAUGGCGAUUGAAAAACUUCUUGAAUUUUGGACUGUUGAUGGUUUGUUCUCACGAGCAGCACAGUUGAUACCAACGAAUUUACCAUUGAUGAAUGAUCCCAAGUUCACUUCCGAUCGAGAGAAUUAUACUGGCAGGAGCUGGAAGAAAGAUAGUCUUGCUAGAGGAAGACCUGAAGCUCUGGCUGCUUUGAAAGGAGCUUUUGAAUUCAUGGAAAAUACCUUCUUUUCAGACGAUCGAGAUUGGAUACUUAAAACUUCAAAUCCAACGUUAUCGGAUAUUGAAGGUAUGACGACAUGAAGACAUUGUCAUGAUAGUCCCAUGCUAACUAUGAAGUACAGCUAUUUGGCCAUUCCAUUGGUUGAGCACAAUACCUGGUGCAUUACCAGAAGACUAUAUUUCAGGCCAACAAUUCCCUAAAACGUUUGCAUGGAUAGCGAGGUUCGAUAAGGUAACUCGAUUAGCUGCAGAGAAGGUUCCAAAAGCUAGAAGGCUCCUAGGAUCCGAAGCGAUAAAAAUAGUGUCGACAUCGGACUUUGUGGAGAUGGAUGAGAUAGUGGAUGCUCUAGAUCCUACCGGACUUCAAAAGGGACAGGAAGUUGAAGUCUGGCCAAUUGAUACUGGAAUGAACAAUAGGGAUAAGGGGAUGUUAGUAGGACUUUCAUCUCAAGAGAUUAUCAUAGAAUCUCAAACGAAAGAUGGAGUGAAGGUUAAAAUUCAUACUCCUCGUCACGGGUUUAGGAUUAGGGGCAUUAGUAAGGGUGGUGGUGGAGGAGGAAAUGCAGCGAAACUUUGAUGCCCCACAAUUGAAUUGGAUACGGGUACUUGGGAUUUUAUUCGGAGAUCGGAGGUUGGUCCGGCUAAGUUAAUUAUAGUAUAGUACGGUACGGUACUACUCAGGAGGGGAAGAAAGUGCAACUCUGGCAUCAAAAUGAAGGUCGUUGGGAGAUGAAAAGGCAAAUUCGCGAUUUGUGGGAUGGAUGAUACAAGCAUGGACAUGAAGUAGAUUACCCAACCUUAUUCGAUUGGACGACAUCCAGUAAGCAAGUCAGUUUUCUCAUUGUAUUUACAGGACCUCUGUACUCAAUUCUGCGCCUACGCCUCGAAUAUUGGAUUCUGCGUUCGAAAUGGCAUACCGUACUUAGCCCCGACUUGCUUGCCACACGAAGAUAUAGGAGGAAGAGGCACUCAACACAGAACACAGCACCAAUUAAAUUUACUAGGUAGACUGAACUGAUAUCUGCGAAAUGGGUAAACUGUGUAUCAAUAGAGACCGACAUCAACAAAUGUGGAAUACAUAAAGACCAAAGAAAAGCAAAGGGAUGCCAGACUCUCGAGAGAUUGACUCGAA
Sclerotinia trifoliorum is the source of this 1994-nucleotide messenger RNA. The record is from the annotation of a GenBank genome assembly. NCBI's taxonomy places the organism in Eukaryota, Fungi, Ascomycota, Leotiomycetes, Helotiales, Sclerotiniaceae.